UUUCUCAACUGAAACAGCAACCACAACUCUGUCUGACACCACAACAAAAACUGAUGCAACAACAGUUUUGGCUUCCACAACCGCACCUCUGAUAUCGACCACUAUAGCACCAGCAUCAACAUCUGAUGUCGUAACCACAACUAUGCCUGACACCACAACAACAACUGAUACAACAACAUCUUUGGAUUCCAAAACGACCAUUCCAACAUCCUCAACGUUUGAACCAACGUCAACAACAUCUGAUGCAGCAACCACAAGUAUUCCUGAUACCACAACAAUGAGAGAUGCAACAACAACUUUGGCUUCCACAAUCACUCCUACAACAUCCUCAACUGUAGUGUCAGUUUCAACAACAACUGAUGCAUCAACAACAACUCUGUCUGACACCACAACAACAACAACAACUGAUACAACAACAACUUUGGCUCUCACAACCACUGCUCCAACAUCCUCUAAUAUUGCACCAAUUUCAACAACUGAAACAGAAACCACAACUCUGUCUGACACCACAACAACAACUAAUGCAACAACAAUUUUGGCUUCCACAACUACACCUCUGACAUCGACCACUAUAGCUCCAGCAUCAACAUCUGAUGCAGCAACCACAACUAUGCCUGACACCACAACAACAACUGAUACAACAACAUCUUUGGAUUCCACAACCACCUUUCCAACAUCCUCAACGGUUGAACCAUCGUCAACAACAUCUGAUGCAGCAACCACAAGUGUUCCAGAUACCACAACAAUGAUAGAUGUAACAAAAACUUUGGCUUCCACAAUCACUCCUACAACAUCCUCAACUGUAGUACCAGUAUCAACAACAACUGAUGCAUCAACAACAACUCUGUCUGACACCACAACAACAACAACAACUGAUACAACAACAUCUUUGGCUUCCACAACCACCUUUUCUACAUCCUCAACGGUUGAACCAACGUCAACAACAUCUGAUGCAGCAACCACAAGUAUUCCUGAUACCACAACAAUGAUAGAUGCAACAACAACUUUGGCUUCCACUUUCACUCCUAUAACAUCCUCAACUGUAGCGCCAGUUUCAACAAUAACUGAUGCAUCAAGAACUCUGUCUGACACCACAACAACAUCAACUGAUGCAACAACAGUUUUGGCUUCCACAACCACACCUCUGACAUUGACCACUAUAGCACCAGCAUCAACAUCUGAUGCAGCAACCACAAUUGUGCCUGACACCACCAACAACAAUUGAUACAACAACAUCUUUGGCUUCCACAACCACCUUUCCAACAUCCUCAACGUUUGAACCAACGUCAACAAC
This is a messenger RNA of Cyprinus carpio (common carp), 1294 nucleotides long. Its product is annotated as cell wall protein DAN4-like. The transcript has a single exon. NCBI's taxonomy places the organism in Eukaryota, Metazoa, Chordata, Actinopteri, Cypriniformes, Cyprinidae. The record is from RefSeq and is a predicted model, not a curated record. The coding region runs from base 143 to 1225 and encodes 360 amino acids.